UGGCUAGCUAUCUAAUCAACAUCAAGGAACCCUAGAGUAGAACACUUUUCAUUGAAGAACGAAAUACAAAAUAAAAGAUCACAACAAUUCCGCCACUCUCAUCUGAACUGAUUAUUUAUUUAUUUUCCUUCCUAGAAUCCUAUCAAGAGAACAAGAAAUUCAUCAGCAAUUUAUCGAUUAAUAUCUUUCGCACCACUACGGUUAACUACGGUCAAAGAAUUAGGAACCCGAUAAUAAAUACGAUCCAUUUAAUCAUACCUUACAUCAUCAUCAUCAUCAUCAUCAUCAUCAUCAUCAUCAUCCAUCCAUCCAUCCAUCCAUCCAUCCAUCCAUCCAUCCAUCAAUUGAUAAAUACUAAAAAAGUUGAACUUGGAUUGACAUACUAUACCUACCUAGUAACCAACAUCAACAAGUUCAGCUCGGGCACAACUGUCUUCUCCCCCCUUCUCUUGUCAAUUCUCGGCAUUCAUCCUCUCAUCCUACAUUUGUUAUAUGAUCCGUCACCGUCAUCCAUCUAUUCUACUCCGAAAUAUGUCGCGUCCACAGAUCUUGAGAAUGGCUACUACAUCUCAUUGUAUACCACAGGAACCACAACUUGAGUCACCCAGUUCCCAAGCCUCCCAGGUUCCAUCUCUCACCUACUCAUCCUCUUCUUCCUCCGACCUCGAACCCGAAGAAAUUCAGCCACGUCGCCGCCGGGCCUCAACCAAACUCAUAUCACAAAAUGCUACCGAUAUGCAGAGAAUCAUCGGAGGGGCGGGUGCAAGAUUGCUGGAAAAAUGUUGUGGUGGGGGUUGCUGUAUGGCAAUUACCAAAACAAAUGGUCUCACAUACGAAAGACCCAGGUUACCAGACAAUGAUGCUUAUAGGAGCUUGGAAUUAAAGAUUGGCACAAUUCCGACACGAUUGACCAGUCUGCCAGAUCUACCCGAGAAGAAUAUGGAGAUUCGUCCUUUGCAGAAGGAGAAAGGUCGGGAUCUUGUCCAAGGUAUGAAAUCUUUGGACGUCAACGAAAAUCGAGGAGCCAUCACUGUUGAGCCAUCGAUGGAUGUCGCAGAUGUCGCAGACAUUCAACAGGCCAUCUCGCACACUGAUUCGGGAAUUGGCAUGGAAAAUGGUUCAAUUGACUUCACGCCGCACCAUGCCAAAUCAGAUGUCGACACCAAAGUUCAGCCACCUUCAUUUGUUCAACCACACCCACCUUAUGAAGUUUAUUCCGCGAGAAUAUUCAACACUAGAGAAUUGACGAAACCUGGUGCCGAGAAGAGAACCUUUCAUUUCGAUCUGGAUGUGACGGAUUAUCCAGAGGAAGGGGGUGUUGAUUUCAAGGUUGGUGGCGCAAUUGGUGUUAUGGCACCAAAUGAAGAAUCAAUGGUUGAAGAAGUAUUGGAUUUGUUAUCUAUCCCAAAAUAUCUUCGUGAUCGAAAGAUUUUACUGAGGACAUUUUCUGGAAGGUGGCCUACAAUGUGGGGAGACGAUAAACCAAGAGAAUUAAUCACAACUAGACGCGAUCUACUAACUUGGUGUUCCGAUAUUCAAUCAUAUCCCCCAAAUAAGAAGAUUUUACGAUUACUUGCCGAAUAUGCCAUCGAUCCAGAAGAGAAAAAGAUUUUGUUAUAUCUAUGUUCGGCAGAAGGACAAGGAACAUUCUGCGAUUUCAGAACUGGACCACAUAUUACCAUCCCUCAACUACUUCACGCAUUCCCAUCCAGCAAACCACCUCUCGACCAUCUUCUUUCAGUGCUCGAAACAUUGAGACCUCGAUUUUACUCCAUGUCGAAUGAUCCCCAAGAAAAUUGUGUACCAGUUGAAGGAUGUAGCCGACUCAUCGAAAUUGCAGUCACUGUUCAUGAAACAAAAGAUUGGCGCGGUGGAAAUCGAACUGGUCUUGGGUCAGGAUUUUUCGAACGACAAGCAAAAAAAUUCAUCGAAGCUGAAAAGAGGGGAGAAAAGGUCAACGUUAGAAUUCCCAUGUUCAAAGGAUUGAUGGCAAAUCCUUUAGCUAGGGAAUUUGUUUCCGAUGGACCUAUGCUUUUGGUGGGUGCAGGUGUAGGAAUUGCCCCAUUUAGAGGAUUCGUUCAACGCCGUCUCAAGAAUGCCAAUUGUGCAAAUAAAGUUUGGGUCCUUCAAGGAGUUAGAGAUUCUCUUCUUGAUGAACUAUAUUCUGGUGAAUGGGGUGUACAUGAAUCGGAAGUCAAAAAGGUUGUUCAAAGUCGAAGACCUGGCACUAAACAAGUGAGCAAAUAUGUUCAGGAUGAAGUUAGACACGAAGCAGAUUUGGUCUGGUUUAUCAUUAAUGCUUUGGAUGGUAGGAUUUUUGUUUGUGGUAGUAGUAAGGGAAUGGGUGAAGGCGUUGAGGAAGCACUUGUUGAUGUUGCGAUGGAGAAAGGUAAUUUGGAUAGGGAGGAAGCGAAGAACUUUUGGAAGUUGAAGAAUGAAGCUGGACAAUACAUUGCCGAGACUUGGUAGUUAAGUUCACUUCACUCUUUUCUUCUUCGCAGUUUUCACUUAUCACCAAAAGAUCCAAGGAUGCGAUUACUAUGCGAAUGGAACGAAAAGCCGUAAAUGUAUAGGAUGUCGAUAUCGGAUUUUAACUGUACUAUACGCUUGCUAGGUGGCAGGAUACUUUUGCUUUUAAGCAAUGAAUAGGAGGACAUUGGGUUACAUGUCUGCAUACGAUGGGACAUUGAUGGAUGGAUCCAGAUGUCGAUUUUCAUUAGCAGUGUUAAAGGCGUUUAGACCGGUGGAACGGGUAUGGCAUAGAAUACCAGCAAAAGAAUAAUCCAAGCAAUUGGGGCUACGUGAUGGCAAAAUCGACGGUGGGAGAUAGGUAAAUAGGUAUUUAUCGGGAUGAAUGCGUGGUUUACCAUGCUUAUGUACAUACCCAGUAGGCUGUGAAUGGAAAUACUCUCAAAUGUAUUUCGAUUUUUUUGAAG
Messenger RNA from Sclerotinia trifoliorum, 2936 nucleotides. The record is from the annotation of a GenBank genome assembly. NCBI's taxonomy places the organism in Eukaryota, Fungi, Ascomycota, Leotiomycetes, Helotiales, Sclerotiniaceae.